Molecule: messenger RNA, 807 nt
Organism: Gigantopelta aegis
Lineage: Eukaryota; Metazoa; Mollusca; Gastropoda; Neomphalida; Peltospiridae
Product: KRAB-A domain-containing protein 2-like
Exons: 1
Coding region: 1-807 (268 amino acids)
Biological process (GO): DNA integration
Molecular function (GO): nucleic acid binding
Source: RefSeq, a predicted model, not a curated record
AUGGAUCUAGAGGAGACUUUCAGGCAUUCGCUGUACACGAGCUAUGGAGAGAAUAAGUGUAUCUUGCUACCUAAGGACGAAUACAUUAAGACCGUUGGCGAGUUGCUGGAAGCCACCCAGGCACCCAAGAAAUCACCGCGUCAGUUUUACUUACUUAAGAAAUAUGAACUACUGCAGUGUGGGGACGUUCAAAAGCUCAUCAGAAAGAACCCAAACCAGGAACAUCCACUGUACUUCGCUACCAUCGAGGAGACCUUUGACAUCAUCAAGCGCGCCCACAUCGCUACUGGUCAUGGAGGACAAGACAAGAUGAUCAAGGAGAUCAACAAGAAGUACGCCAACAUCACCCAGGAUGCUAUUACCUUGUUCAAGUCCAUGUGCAUCGAGUGCCAGAGAAAACGGAAACGGACAACUACCAAGGGAAUUGUCGUCAAACCAAUCCUGUCUAAGGACUUCAGUUCCAGAGCGCAAGUUGACCUCAUCGACAUGCAGUCUAUGUGCCAAGGUCAACACAAAUGGAUCAUGGUGUACCAAGACCAUCUUACCAAGUUCUGCAUCCUGCAUCCUCUCAAGCAUGCAUCGGAAGUAGCUUAUCAAUUGCUGGACAUCUACCUUCUGCUGGGAGCCCCUUCAAUACUACAAAGUGACAACGGGUCCGAAUUCACAGCGCAAGUUAUCACUGAGUUGAAGCAGAUGUGGCCUGAGCUCGUCAUCGUUCAUGGGAAGCCGAAACACCCCCAAAUACAGGGUUCAGUGGAAAGAGCCAAACUGCGACAUAAAAGACAUGUUGAUUGCAUAGAUGAGUGA